Durusdinium trenchii is the source of this 861-nucleotide messenger RNA. The record is from the annotation of a GenBank genome assembly. Lineage: Eukaryota; Dinophyceae; Suessiales; Symbiodiniaceae.
AUGCUUGGGUUUCUAUUGGUGCUUUGCGGCCUUUCCAUGGCACAUGCCGGGGCUGACCCCCUGAGCUGUUUGGCAUGUCUUGGAGGGCAGGCAGCAUGCUAUGCGAACACGUGCAAAGGCGUUUGUGGUGCCAACCUCAGCGCAACGGAAUGCGUAUCAUGUGUCGCCGCAGCCGGGGCAACCUGCGGUUCGUCUGGCAGUGCUUGCAGCAUCGGGUGCUCCAUUGAUGACAUCACGGACAACAUCAUGUCCUUCAAGACGCUUUUGACCACAGCUGCCAAAUCUAAUUCGUCUGAUUCCUCUCAUCGGGGCUUCAUGGUCACACCAGGGACAACUCGUAGUGCUGCUUGCUAUGAGAGCCAGGAUCUGAUGAAAACUUGCGGUACUCAGUGCUACUCAAAUGCAGACCGGGCACAAUGUUCAGCAACUUGUUUGGAGGGGAAGGGCGUCGCCGCCUUCUGUGCCAGCUGCAUCGGGAAGAAGAUUCAGUGUACUGUUGGGAAUUGCUUGGAUUUUUGCGCAGGUGAUGCCAACAGCAGGGCCUGCCGUUCAUGUGUCUCUCGGACAUGUGGCUCCUGCAAUUCAGUGAAGUCCUCGGAGGAGCCAGAAACAAGUUUUGCUUUGGCACUGGCAGCCGUGGCCGGAUCUGUCGUCAACGAGAUGGAGAAAGACUUUGACUUGCUUGGCAUUACAGCGGUCGAAGACAAGAUUCAGAUUGGCGUUCCCGAGACGGUGCAACCUUCUUUUGUUCCUUACACCUUACAUGACGCAGCAGGGCGGUCUUGUGUGUCUCAUGCUUACUGGCUGAGAUAUCACAAUGAUAAUGCCGCACAAUUGUUGGCCACAGGGUUUGUUUCAUAG